Molecule: messenger RNA, 3076 nt
Organism: Amphimedon queenslandica
Lineage: Eukaryota; Metazoa; Porifera; Demospongiae; Haplosclerida; Niphatidae
Exons: 17
Coding region: 47-3076 (1009 amino acids)
Source: RefSeq, a predicted model, not a curated record
UGGUAAAAUUUGAAAGGGCGGGAAAACUGUAAAGGCUUGGCUCAAGAUGGAUGCUAGGAGACAACUCUUGUUGAUACUCGAUACCGAGUCCUCUCGUCCUCUUCCUCAAUGGAAAGAAACCUUGUUCGCCUUGUCCUGUAGGAUACUGCUAAACUCUAGCAGUCUUCCUAGUUUGAUCAAAUGGAGCUACAGAAUUAUUGAUGAUAACAAUAGAGCCUCUUUUAAUGACCUUACGUUGAAAAACCUACAUGCUUUAAAGGAAAGGCUUCUUAAUCACAGCCAUACUCCAAAAGACCAAACCCCUAACAAACUCUAUCACUCAUUGGCUCUCUCAGUCCAGGGGUACCCGUGGGACGCCCCUACAAUUGAUACUCCUAUUGUGUCUAAAAGACUAAGACGAAAGAGCAAGACCUUACAUUCAUCCGGUGAUCCUCAUGCAAUCAAUAAUCACAUAUACUUAAUGUCCGAGUUGUUUUCAAGGAAGGUUGUGGAUGGUGACUCGUUUGACAAAUCGGUUUUAAAUGUUGCUUUUCCAGUUGAUCUACAAAGUCAAUUAAUUAAUAAAAAUAUAACAGUUAAUGUGAUAUGGGUACCACCCACUACUGCUGAUAACGAGAUCUCUUCUAAUCUGAAAUCUCUAAAGUCAUAUUUACAAUCAUUUGGAGGUAACGUGCUCCCUCUCUCUGCACUGCUGGCCCCUCCCAUUACUCCGCCUACUGACACACCCUCACUGCUCCUACCACCAGAGACAUAUCUCAAUAAACCAGCUACUACUAAUAAACCUUAUAAGCCACACCCACCCCACCUGUUAUAUAAUACUGACGGUACUGUGGUGUGUUACAUUAACGUUUUCCCAGUAUCUCAAUCUCUCCCAUCGAUAUACGCUAACAGCUCGCUCCAGUUAGUACCAAUUUGGGUAGCAAUUAACAGGGACAUCCCCUUUGACCACUUGGUACUGAAUGAUGCUGCAUUAUGCAUUGGAGUGAAUGGCAGUAAUAGCAGUGAAUUAUCAGUGAGAUUCAAGAAGCUGUGUGUGUGGCUAGGAAGUAAUAGAUAUUCAUUGAUACUAAAAGUAUUCAAUGGAACCAGUGAUGAGAAUGAAGUGCUCUUAGUGUUACAGCCCCAGACCAGUCUAGCCUGUACAUUACAUCAGAUCUCCCCUAUAUAUUCGUCAGUGUAUGAUAAAGUGGUACAGGCUCCUCCCAUUGGCACACCCACUGUAGUAAAGACUGGUACUGAGUCUAGAGUAGUCUCAGAUGCUGAAAUAUUCACACCAGUACAUUGUAUGCAGAAAGAAAAAGAUGAUGUCUGGUCUAGUCUGCUCUCUCCUCCUCUCUCUUCUCCCCCUCCUCUCUCUUGGGAUCUGAUGACCCAAUGGAGCUCAUUAACACCAGACUAUGGUAUCCCCUCUGUGCUAAUGGAUAACAUUAAAAACUACCAUGAUGAUUCUAAUAAAGUAACAACUACACGUACCUCAACAAGGCUGCUAGAAGAACUACAGUGCUUUUAUUCGCCUAGAUUCAUUGAUGAUGAUACAUGUACAAGUAAUAAUGGUGACACAGAGGUAGAAUGUCCUCCAGUUGUUAAAUUUGAUGACAUUAUACAAGAUUUUUCAGAUAAUCUGUCAAAAAUUGAUUCACUUGAUCCAUUGUCCGUACUACAGUCAGUUCAAGCUUCAGUUAAUUCAUUUUGUAAAGGAUCAGUUAUUAAUGAUGAUGGAGAGACCAUGUCAAAUGAGAUGUUGUGGGAAGAGAUCAAACAAAGAGUACUAAUGACUGACUCUCAAUUGAGAGAUGAGGCCAGUAAUGAAACAAAACGUAUUAUACAAAUAUUGCUCCAUUUUGAAUUCUAUUAUCACUUUGAAAAGAAAGAGGAAGAGGAAUAUGUAACAGAAAUGUUGGUGCAGCUGCUAAGAAGCUACUCAUUGUUAUACUCUCCAACGUCAGCAGGGAAACUAUUAGAAAACGUCAUAGUACCAGAAUAUAGUAUAAAGACUAGUGAUCUAUUACGAAGCGUGUUUGAUGGAUUGAUGAUGCCGCUACCACCUUGUCUCGGUUCUCCGUCGUCCUCCGGUUCCCGUACACCAGUGCCAUUGUUCAGGGAUGCCUCCAGGGAAGAGGAGGAGGAAGAGGAGCUAGAGUGUCCCAGAUCACUAGAGUCAUUCACUGAAGAACCAAUACUGAGGAACACUGGUUUAGCUCGAAGGGCCAGUUUACAAGGACCAGCAUUGUCUAGACAGAUUAGUAUAUCAAAGAAAUCUAAAGUUGAUAAUGCGUCAAAGACUGUCUGUAGAAGGAGCUUGUUUAGUCUGAAUGAAGUCAAGAUGGAGGGAGGAGAGAGAAGCAGCAAAGGAAGGAAGAGACACAGGGAAAAGUCAAAAGAUGAUGUAGUUGCAAUGGAGACACCUGUCAAGAAGCAAGUAGAAAACUAUCGUCUUUUCAAAUUACAAAGAAACAGAAGUAAACUAGGGCUGGACUCAAUGGAAGAAGUGUCAUUUAUUGAUGAAUCACCUCAACGAUCAUUUUAUUCCUCAAAAUUAAAAUUAACUAACCAGACUGACAUACAGUUCAAUACACCUCCAUAUAAACCAAGUGGUAAUACAGUACUCAAUAAGGAUCCUUCUCCUGCUGUCCUUCAUUCAUUAUUACAUGGAGAAUGGGUGACGCCCUCUACCACAGACACCACGCCCACUAAUAACCCAACCACACCCACAAGAUCUCGAGCCCCGCCCCAACCACAAUCCCCCGACAUGUUCACUGAUAAUAUUUUAAGAUCCUAUGCCAGUGCAAGGACUCUCACUUACUCUCCUCUUGCUGCUGCUGGUUUUAAAACUCCUGUCAAAUCAGAGUCUUUUAGUUCAGACCUCUCUGUUCCUACCACUCCUCUUCGCUCUAUUUUAAAGACUCCAGACAGGACCACGCCCAAAAGAAAAAGCGUUAGUUUUGGCGAGAGUGAUGAAAGCGUGUCCAUAGCAACAAUGUGUGUCCCACUAGAGGGGGACAGUGCUUCAAUGAUGGCGUAUAAUUUGAGUACUCCCACUAAAGAUAAAAUAACUGAUUUUAAAGGAUUAUUUUAA